Molecule: messenger RNA, 4894 nt
Organism: Cryptomeria japonica (Japanese cedar)
Lineage: Eukaryota; Viridiplantae; Streptophyta; Pinopsida; Cupressales; Cupressaceae
Exons: 4
Coding region: 521-4249 (1242 amino acids)
Source: RefSeq, a predicted model, not a curated record
AUUAGUUAUAAUAUAAUUAAUAAAUAGUAUUAAAUUAUAUGCGGAAUUUAUGUUCAAGAUUGAAUAUCGUAACAUUGGUCUGAUUGUUUUGAAUUUGGAAGUUAGAGCGACUUAUAUAAAUUGGAAACUUGAUGCAGAGUUGUUUUUAAAUCGGACUUGCAUCUUUUGAGUCUCAUAUAAAUAUUACUGUGGAGAAUUUAUUGUGGAUUGUCUGUAUCUUUAUAAACUCAAUAUAUGGAAGCUCCAAUUUUAAAGGCAGGGGAGCAAUUUCUUAGGUUUUAUAAAAAACUGUUCGUUCUUGCAGUCUGUUGAUAGUGUGGACACAAAUUAAAGCUGUUUGAAUGGUUGAUUUCUUUGGAGAAGGAUUGAGGGGUAUUUCAGAGACUUAUUUCAUCAAAAUUGUUCCAGGCAUAAUCUUGGUUUUCUUUAUGGAUUAUUCAAUUUCAUCGAUAAGUUGAAAGCUGCAACGAGAAAACAUCUUUUCUUAAAUUACAGGGUAUUAGCAAUAUUGAGAAUUAAAAUGUUGAUAACCAGAGCUUCUAUUCUUAGUGAUCAUUAUUCUGUUACCGAAUGGAACUCUGCAAAGUUUUCAGGCAUCUCAUAUUCAUCUCCGCAUGAAGCUGAACAAGUACGCAAGCAGGAGGAAGAAGAGUUUACAAGUCCAAGGGAGAAUGAUGGAAAUAGAGUUUUGGCUCUUCGUGCAGUCCCCUCUAGAGAUAUUGAGUUGCAAUUCCACACAGGAAGAUUUUUUCCAAGUUUUAGAAUAACUAAAAGUGUAAUAAUAACUAUUGAUAUGAAUUUUGAAGCUUCCAGAGAAAAGCUGCAUCUUUUAACAGCUACUCUUAAAAGUCCUGUUAUUAAUUCUUCACAAUGGAAUGAGGAUGCUGCUGGAUCAAUUUUAAACAAGAAAAAGAAGCUGUGGAUCAGUGGAAUCAGAGAAGCACAAUGUUCUUCCAACCCAAACUUGCCUAGUGAUUCACCUGUUGGAUAUGGUGAUCCUGAAGAGGACUUUAUCAGUUCUGGAAUGAAUGAUCAAGAACUGUUGAAUUUGAAUUCAUGCCCUGGUGAACAUUUUCCAGUGACAAGGACUUUUAUGUGUUUUUGUACACUAGAGGAAUUUGGAGCUACUGGUGGACUGUUUCAUGCCUUUCAUAGGUCAAAAUACAGUUUAAUUGAAGAUGCUUCUCUAGUUCUUAAUGGCCAAAUGGCAGAUGUGUGUGCCAUAGAAUUUUGUUCUGAUUCAAGUUCUUUGAGUGAUUCAAUUGCAUUAGAUGAUGAUCUUGAGUUUGAUCUUAUCAGUUCUGAAACGAGUGAGGAGGACUUACAAGACUUGAAGCUGCUCCCUGAUGGACUUUUGCCAGAGAUAUGGGUUACUAGUUCUUUUUCUACAAGAGAGAAAUCUGAAACAGUUACUAUCAGAGGAGUUCCCAUUCCCACCUUUGAUGGAUCCAUGUUUACUCCAAUUGAAGAGGCUUCUCUUAUUCUGAGUGUCCCCAUUGCAAAUACGUGUGCUAGUCUGGCUGAUUUGGAAUCAGAAAUUACAUCUGAAAACAUUGAUCUAUUUCAAAGUUUGCAGAGUUGGGAUAACACGGAGAAUUUGUCUACAGAAAUGCUUCAGAUAUGGGAUCGGAAUGUCGAUCCAAUGCCUGUGUUGCAGUUACACCCCACACAAAAUUGUGAUCCAAGGACUGAGGAUGUAAAUAGCUCUUCAGAGGGUACCACCUCAGAUAAUCAUAAAUGCACUUUGGAGGAAAGUAGUUCAGGCAAUUCAUGCUUUGAGUACAGUUCUUUGGAGAGUCUUCAAAUAGGUCUAAUACAGGAUAAUUUGGGUGCUUGCCUGGGGGAGAUGUUCUAUUUAUCCAAGCAUCAGGAAUGUGAUAGCAUAGCAUCUUGUGACUUAAUGGUUGAGUUGGAAGACAGUGAAUUUAGAAAGAUUUCGAAUGAAAUGAGUAUGCAUUUUAUUGAAAAUGAAGCAAACGAACUUUCAAAUAAACCUGUUGCUUCAGCCACACAGCAGCCCAACCCUUUAACUAGUGUCUCGUUCAAACAUAUGGUUCGUUGGGAUAGAGACAGCAAAUUACAAUGCCAUGAAAGAGGAUUGCCAAGUUCAAGAAAAAGGAAAAAUGAUAUAGUGGCUAGACGAGUGAACUGUGAAGCUUAUAGAAGCUCUCUUUGUUUUGCAGGCAACUCAAAACUUAUUAAAGGUAAGGCUUCUAACAAGCCACUUAAGCACUCUUCAAAUCGGAAAAUGGGUGCUAUUAAAUCAGUUUUAGACAAGAAAAAGAACCAUCAGAUCAAGCAGAUUGAUGAAGAAGACUGUCACUCUAAUCCAAGUUCGCUUUGCAAUUCAUCUGUUCAAGAUGAUGAUUUUGAGUGUGCUAUUAUCAAUUCUGAAAUGAGUGAAAAGGAAUUGCUAGAUUUGAAUUUGUUACCAGAUGGACUUUUGCCAGAGAAUUGGGUUACUACUAGUUCUACACCAAGUUCUACACCAAAAAAAAAUCGAACAGAUACCAUUGGAGGAUUUCAUGUCUUUGAUGGCUCCAGGUACAAUCCAAUUGAAGAGGCUUCUCUUAUUCUUAAUAGACCCAUCACCUGUCUUCAUGUGGACAUUGGUGAUAAAGAAGAAAAAAUUACAUCUGAAGAAAUCGAUCUAUUUAAAAAUCUGCAGGUUAAGGAGGUCUCAGGGAAUGUUUCUAGAGGAAUGCAGAACACCUCAAAUGAGAACAGCACUUUGAAGAAAAGUUUCAAUAGCGACUCAUGCUUCAGAUCCAAUUCUUUUGAGAGCCUUCCAAUACAAAAUAAUCGAGGUGCUUGCCCGGGGAGGACACAUUGUUUAUCCCAACCUCAAGCGUGUGAUAGCAUUGUAUCUACUGAUUUGACACCCAACUUUCAAGAGCAGGACUUUGGAAAGAGAGCAAUUGAAAUAAAUUUAAGUUCUUUUGAAGAUGAAGCAAAUAAAAUUGUGGAUGAUUCAACCACACAACCCUGCCACUAUUUAUGUUGUGAGUCAUUAGUUAAUAUGGUUCAAUGUGAUCAUAAAGGAGGAAGGAACUCAAUUCUCUCUUUCGAGCAGUCUCUGGUGCAAUUGGAUGAACUCAUUGAUUGUAGCAAUCAGGAGCCACUCUCCCGAUCUUUUACUCCAGAUUGUCUCUUGAAUGAUGAGAAGAAUAUGGAAAGUUCACCAUACAAGAUGGACUCUGAUUAUGAAUAUGCUGAUCCUGCUAGAGACUGCAAGGGUAAAUACCAGAAAGGAAGAUUGUCAGGCUCAAGAAAAACAAAAACUGCGAUGUUGGCUAGGGAAGUGAAUUCAGAAGGUUAUAGAUUUAAGUUACCUUGUCUAGCAGAGAAGUCCAAACCUGUUCAAAUUAAGGCUUCAAAAAUUCCUUUAACAAAUUUAUCUCAGUCGAAAAGAAAUGCUGCUGGAUCACUUACAUCCAAAACAAUGCAGAAGCGAGUCAAGGAAAUUAGCAAAGUAGGCUUUUGCUCUAGUCCAAGCUCAGUAACUGACUCGGCUGUUAUAGAUGAUGAUCCUGAGCGUGAUCUUAUCGAGUUUGAAAUAAGUGAGCAAGAAUUGUCAGACUUGAAUUUGCUUCCUAAUGGCCUUUUGCCAGAGAAACAGAUUAGUUCUCCUGCUUCUACAACAAAGAAAUCUGAAUCAGAUACCACAGGAGUAUUUCAUAGCUUUGAUGGGUCUAGGUUUAGUCCAAUUGAAGAGGCUUCUCUUGUUCUUAAUAUCCCCAUUACAGAUGUGUUUGUCAGGGUGGCUGAUAAAGAAACAGAUACUUCAUCUGAAAACAUUGAACUAUUCAAACAUUUGGGGAGUUGGAAGAUGUCAGAGAAUAUUUUUGCAGAAAUGUUUCAGUUACAGGAUGAUAUUGUGGAUCCAAUGCUAGAAUUGCAGUUACAUCCCACACAAUUCUGUGAUUUGUUGCUUGAAGAUCAACCUAUUGCUUUAACCAAGCAACCCUCACAGUGCCUAAAUUUAGGCUCAUCUGGUCAAAUGGUGUAUUGUGAUUAUAAUGAACAAAGGAAGUCAAUUUUCUCCUUGGACUACAACAGUCAAAAUGUUAGAAGUUUAGCUGAAGUGGAGAAUCUUGGGAGGGAGAGAAAGAUAGAAACAUUUAAGGCAGAACUACUGGAAGUUAAAAACCAAAUCAAAGAGCUAGAAAUACUACUGAAGUGUACCCUCAGAAGAACAGACAUAAUGCAACAAAAGUUUGCAAAAUGUAAAGUGGUCAUGGCAUGGUAGAAUGCCUUCAAUCUGCAAAUUUUCUCUUACUUGGAGAAGGAAAAGGAUAAGGAUUUUGGCUAGAUUGCAUUGAUACUAAUGAACAUGUUGCAUCACUCUGGUGUGUAAUGAACCUCAGCGUCACGACUCACAACAGUCCUGGUCUUGAAAACAAGAUACAUAAGUGGGUUGAUGAUCCCUUGGGAAUAAAGGAUUGUGUCAAAACAAUUUGCAGGAUUGUGUCAAAACAAUUCUAUGGCACUAGAAAAAUCUUCAUAAUAGCUAGAUGUCUGAAAGGCAUCCUUCUUGAUUGUAUACAUGUGCAUUAAGGACUUGUUGCAAGAAAUAAUUGUAAGAUAUGGAUAUGAUUGGAGUCAAAAGAAAAUGAGUAGCAACAAGUACAAAUAUGUACAGCAUUGUAGCAACAGCAGUUAUGGACAAGUGCGAAACCAGAGUAGCCCAGUGUCAGCAUAACAUCAUCAAGGGUCAUUUCUUGUCAAAAUCAUCUACAAAUGGAAGGAUUAAUGAGUAGGGCAUCCAAUUUUAACACAUACUCACAAAAUUUGUGCCCUGGUCUGUUUUCAUGUCUGCAGGACGAAACAUAUUGAAGAGAUGGAAUAAUGUAUACCUAAGGUUAUGAUACUAUGAUUUGUGUUAUUGUAUUCA